CUAAGUUUCUUCUGGCUCGAUUUUCUUGGGCCACAUGAUAAUAAAAUGUUAAAAGUUCGACCCAUGUGAUUGACUAAACGGCGACGUGGUGAAGGGCGUGUCCUACGCAGGCUGCCGUAGACAAGCGCGUCUGGACUGGCCGAGGAGUACAGCUGUUUCCGGCCUCCAGCCUCGGAUUACCGGCUGGUGUCUGGUAGUCCGGAGUCACAGAAUACAAAGUAACAAGACCGGAAAAAUGAAAUGCACAGAGUGACCGGCGUGCUUUUAAGGAGAAGCGAGAAGACUAACAAACUGGGCACGGAUCAGAAACAAAUGCCGGAAGCGAGCGCUGGGAUAGAGUGAGAUGCAUUAAACGGGCAAAGGAGAAUGCAGCGGGACAAAGGCUGUCGACAAAGAAGCCACGCCACGGGGAAUAUCUGACUUUUGCGCUCAGUGAAGGAUGAUCUGGAGAAAAGACUCCUGCGUAUGACAUUGGGACUGCCUUAUCAAAAGUUUAUGAAGACCUUUGAACUGUAAAAUAUAAACAGUAAGAGUCAACGCAGUUGCGACUUUGAAGAAGUUAUGUUAUCGAAAAGAAGCGUAUCGCACGAAACGGGAAAGUAAGUUUCUCUUCGCUUACCUCAUAUACAGUUGAUACUUUGAAGCUUUCACCUGCAAGAUGAGCACACAUUUAUCAUAAUCAAGGCCGCGUCCUACGAAUCAAUGGACAACUCUUUCACUGACACGGGAACGGACUUAAUUCAGAGGAAGUCCUUUAUAUUUUUUGUCCUUUUUUUGUUUGCUCAAAGUCCUCUUUUAACCGUUAAUGUACACCGAGCAGUACAAAGAAGCCUUUAAAACAUCAGUUAGAAACUGCAGUUAAAUGCAUGACAAGUGAAGAAUACAAAGCAAGGUGACAGCAUUCGUUUGCGUACGUGUUUACAUAAAAAUAGAACUAAAAUGACCACUGUGUUUAGUAGAUUCGUGACUUGCAGCCUUUGCGUAAUAGUUUGUUAAAAAGAAUAUUUGAAUCACUCAGGCCAGUCAAUUACUUUUUAAUCGACAGCUCCACAUGCAAGUAAGAGAAUUCUGAGACGUAGGGCGGGGGCGAAAGUGCACAGCUGUGAGACGGGUGGAUGCCCGCAGAUAUUUUUUUUCUGUCGCAUACAUUACCAGAAAAACCGGACAGUGACGAGGUUUGGGGGGUGAAAUAAGCUAUGAAUGAUAAGGUUUUUGACAUCCGAUAGAAACUUUUGAUCGACAAAUGUGAACAAAAGCUCAAGACAGAGCCAAAUACGGUGAACAUUUUAUCUUUAUUAUAAAUCUGUGGGAAAGGCUGUCAGAUAUUACUGGUACAUCUGAUAAAUGUGAAAGUUGUUUAGCGAAGCAUUAGAUUCCAUAAACUGUGAGACUGUGCUGCAUUUUAGGUUUAUGAAGAAAAAACUGUUUUUUUAAAUUGUUCUGUCAAUCGCCCAAUAUUUAAAGACAAUCCAGAAAAAAGGGACAAAACCAGAAAAAACAAAUGAAACGCAUGUUUUAGAGGUAACUAACUAACGUAGCCCCUUUAUCACAACUGUUUACUAGAUCAUGUUUGUUUCCUUGUAGAUCCUUAUAAUUUUGUAAUAGUUUUGAUAUAUAGAGUUUUAUGUAAUACUUUGUAAAGAUAUAUAUUCUAAAUACUGAGUUUUGCCAUAUAUAAACACAUUUUUGAACAGCUGUCAUUUUGAACACUUAGCGCAUUCCUUUGUUCGUUUUCUUUUUUAAGCCAGAUAAAUAUGGCCCGAGUGCGUUAAUUCUGCGAUCGGCAAUUGAAGUGUCAGGCUUUUUGGCAAAUUCAAGCAGCAUCAAAUGGAGACGAUAUAACAUGUUAAAACGCUAUAUAAAAGCACAAAAAGAGGGUUUGUACCAGGCUAUUAUUAGAACAUUUAAGUUCCAAUGGCUGAAGGACAAAGAAUCCUUUCAGCCAUGAAAUAAGUUGAGGGAGAGAAGGUCAAGUAUUAUAAGAAAGAAAAGGCUUGCAUUAUAUGCUUAAUGAUUUCAACAUUUACUCUAAAUAAAGUCCGGAAGUUAAAAAUAACAAAGGUGAUUAUCUAAAACGAUAUUUAAGGACACUAAGUAAUAUUUAGAAGACAAUAUAUAUAUUUUUCUUUUUGAGAAUAGUAGUAUGUUAUGUAAGGCUAGAGUAUAUAAAAGCAGGGGAAUGAGAUGCGUGUUCUAAAAAGGAAAGAGGGCACAUAAAGAAAAUUCAAAUAUAAAGCUGUAAGAAAAAACAAAAGCAAUUUGGUGUGUGCAAUUUUUUGGUUUGUAGUCUAAAAUUAGAAAAGCAGAGCAGAACUGUAAGUAGUUAAAGUUACUCAUUAGUUAAAACAAGUUAAAAGACAGCCUUGAGAAAAACAUGCAAUUUGAGGAUGGCAAGCACAAUGGUACUUUACAAGCAAGGAUUUCAUUGUUUUGUUUUUUUAUUAAUUUUUUUAAAUAUUUGUUUACUUUCAGUGAGUUUUGCGUAAACGCCUAACCAGAGAAAUCUUAAAGAACAUUCAACUUAUGUUUAACUGACCAAACACAUUGGAUGUGUGUUUUCUAAAGUUCUAUUUGUUAAAACAAUGUCAGAGAAAAUGGCAUUAUUUGGACAAGCCUGGGGUUUAUUUAAACCCUUAUUUGCCUAUCGCCCUUGGGGUGUCAAAAAUAAAGAGAAAAAUAUGGACAAAGUGCUGGAGCAAAAAAUGGCUGACAAACAAAGUCUGGUGCAUUUGGAAAAAAUGCAGUCGCCAAGUGCCACAGUAAUUGAAACAAGAUACUCUUGGAGGUGGUGGUAUAUGCCUGAUUUUGGCAGAUGGAUUUGGAGAUUUCCCAAGAAAGACCCAGACUCUAGCACUGCACCUUCAGUUGAAGCAGACUCUAAACCUACAGAGUUGUCUGGGACUACAUUCUCUGCAGCUCCAGUACCCCCGGAUUCGACUCCCCUGCCAAAAAGUGCCAGAUGGGAUAACGUCGUUCUUCCAGAGCAUUAUGAGAUCUGUUUUAACUUCCUGCGGCAUCUGUUUGACAUGUUUGUGGUUGGAUUCUUAUGUGCCAGCUCGCCUGUAGUAAGGGUCAUCUUGGACAUUUUUGGAUUGAAAGGAGCACUCAAACUUUGGCUGCAUGGGAUGGUAUUGUUCCUGGUAUCAACAGUUGGCAUGGCUUUCUUACUAUGGGUUGUCCAGACUUAUCUUCCCCAGUUUGCUUUAAUUUAUGGUGUGGUGCAGGCUCUGGUUAUUUCAGUCAGCGUCAGACAGAGGUAUGCUAUAGAAAAGCACAACAAUUUGCAUGAUACAUUGGACGAUGUCUUCGAGAAUGAAGGAAGGACUGAAAUCAUUUCAUAUUAUAGUGAAGAUGAAAAAAGUGAAGAGCAGGAGUAUGAACUGAACUUAUCAAAAACAAGGAAAGCGCCACGUGAACAUCCUGAAAAUAUUCCUUGUGAAAUAUUAUCCAACGUGUGAACUUCACUCUGCAGUUAAUUCGCUCACAACAAAACGCUUCACAGUGUCCUGAAAUUUUAUUUUUUAGUGCUGAAGUUUUUUUUUUCUCUUUAAACUAUUUUAUCUCUCACAACCACUUAGCAUAGAAUUUAUGCUACACUGCAAUGGUUAAUUUUCAAUCACUCUGUUUUUAAAAAAAAAAAAAAACUUUAAUUUGUUUUAACAGAUAUAUUUUCAUUGUCUGUUUUUGUUUUCUUUUUUAAGAGCGGUACUGGUUUUUGCAGAUAAUUAUAUAAAACCUAGUGAUUAGCUAUAACAGUAUUACAUGGAAAUCAUUUUUUGUUUUCUGAGAAAUGUUUGUCUUCACUUUCUGCCAGUAAUAGUACCAAUUGCACCAUUAACACUCCGUGUAGUUUUCUCUGGUGCUAAAUGUCGGACUUAAGCGUGAGGUACUCUGAAAUACUGAAUGUUUAUGCUACACUUUUACAAUCAUGUCAUUGACAAACUAAUACAAAGUCAGUGUCCACAUAAAUCUAGUUUAUGCUUCCAUACUGUGUUACUGACUGCUUUACAGAUUUGGUAAAUGCUGCUGAUUUGAAUAAACUCCUUUGUCAUCCCGUUUCUUUCACUUGAUGAUCAUAAAAACAAUUCUUUGCAUUUAUUUAGCACAUUUUUCACUCCUAAAAGCGCUUUCCACACAAGGAGGACCUGGGAACCGAACUUGUAGUCUCUUUACUACAACACUCCCUGUUUUAAUUACUUGGUGGUGCCACAUUACUACCAAAAGUGGAGUUAAAAAAAAAAAAAAAAACUGUUAAAUGUGCCUUGAUUACACUGAUAUGAGAAAAUUACAUAAUAUAAAAGCCUUUAUGCAAAUAAUUUCUUAUUAUGAGAAUAGAUUUGACUAUCUUAGUAUUUUUUACUAAUUUCUUUGUCUGUUUAAUAAUAUAAAUGCCAAGUUCUUUUGUUAGUGACUCAUUUAAUUCUUCAGAAUUACAAAAUCUUUGGAAGAGUUGUACACCCAACUAAAAUGCAUGCUUUAAUUUGUGUUAUUUAUUUGAAGAGUCGCAAUCUUAAAACAUUCAUCACAUAAUCAUUUAUACUUUGUCUCAGAAUGAGAUUUAAUCAAAUUAAGUUUUCCAUUGUUCAGACAUACUGUCCGUAUUCCAUAUUUCAAUAUCCUGUCUCAGAAAUUAGUAAUGGGACCCUGUUCAUUCUUUAAUUUUUAUUAUUUUGCCUAUCUGAUCUUUUCUGUUAUGGAAGUUUUAAACUGAAUAAAACAGUAUAUAAUCAGAAAA
This is a messenger RNA of Polypterus senegalus (gray bichir), 4735 nucleotides long. It is a transcript of the gene c11h6orf47, whose product is annotated as chromosome 11 C6orf47 homolog. The record is from RefSeq and is a predicted model, not a curated record. The coding region runs from base 2583 to 3458 and encodes 291 amino acids. Lineage: Eukaryota; Metazoa; Chordata; Cladistia; Polypteriformes; Polypteridae. The transcript has 2 exons.